This is a messenger RNA of Entelurus aequoreus (snake pipefish), 5262 nucleotides long. RefSeq names its product sema domain, immunoglobulin domain (Ig), short basic domain, secreted, (semaphorin) 3B (gene sema3b). Bases 440 to 2839 code for a protein of 799 amino acids. The record is from RefSeq and is a predicted model, not a curated record. Gene Ontology annotation, molecular function: semaphorin receptor binding; chemorepellent activity. Lineage: Eukaryota; Metazoa; Chordata; Actinopteri; Syngnathiformes; Syngnathidae. The transcript has 18 exons. Gene Ontology annotation, biological process: negative regulation of axon extension involved in axon guidance; negative chemotaxis; neural crest cell migration.
GGAUCACUUCAGCGCCGCUCAGCUCUCGUGUGUGUGCGUGUGUGUAAGUGCGUGUGUGUGUGUGUGUGUGUAAGUGUGUGUGUGCCAGUUCGCAUGCGGACGCCAAGAAGACUUUGCCGUGUUUUCCUCGGAGAAAGUAACUUUGGAUCAGGGAAGGUUUUGGACUUCUACCGGACUUAACUGGACUUUACCAAAGGACUACCUGGACCCGACAUGGACCAGAGGACUUGGUGACCUCUGUUGACCCUAGUUCUAGACCGUGGACUUGCUCAGGUGGAUUUGGUUGUGAAGAGUUUAGGACGAGGACACAAAUGGACAGGUGACUCUCUCAUGUGGUCUGGGAGGUGAGAGAAAAGUAAAACUGGACCUUCAGACCCGACAGUUUGAAUGGGCGUGGUCUGAUCCAAACAUCGACCAUUACUGACCUGAGGCAGCCAGGAUGAUGACAGCGGCGGCCAUGAUGGUCACCUGCAGCUCGCUCUUCCUUCUGGGCUUGGCGGCCUCCUCUUCAUCAUCAUCUUCAUCAUCAUCAUCAAGCACGGUCACACGCUCUUCGUCCUCGCCUUCCUCCUCGCCACGCAUGAAACUCUCCUUCAAAGACUUGCAGCAGUUCCACGGCGUGAGGCGUUUUGAGUUGGAGCGCUCUUGUUGCUUCGGCGCUUUGCUCCUGGACGAAGAAAGAGGUCGUCUGUUUGUCGGAGCAAAGAACUUCCUGUUGUCGCUCUCGCUGGACAACAUCGCCAAACAGGAACAAAAGAUCUACUGGCCUGCACCCGUGGAGUGGAGAGAAGAAUGUAACUGGGCUGGUAAAGACAUCACUUCGGACUGCGUGAACUACGUGAAGAUGGUCCAUCACUGGAACCGCACACAUUUGUAUGCGUGUGGCACGGGAGCAUUCCAUCCCACUUGUGCCUACGUGGAGGUGGGCCACAGGAUGGAGGACCAGGUGUUCAGGAUGGAUUCUUCCAGUGUGGAAGACGGCAAAGGCAAAAGUCCGUACGACCCUCGUCAUCAUUCUGCCUCCGUGCUUAUCGGCGACGAGUUGUACGCGGGUGUGGCCACGGACUUGAUGGGGCGAGACUUCACCAUCUUCCGAAGUUUGGGCAGACGUCCGUCCAUCCGCACGGAGCAACACGACUCACGUUGGCUCAACGAGCCAAAGUUUGUUGGCUCUUUUUGGGUCCCGGAGAGCGAAAACCCAGACGACGACAAAGUUUUCUUCUUCUUCCGGGAGACUGCAGUGGAGGCCCAAGGACUUGGAAAGUCUACAUACUCGCGCAUCGGACAACUGUGCAGGAACGACAUGGGCGGUCAGAGAAGUCUGGUGAACAAGUGGACCACCUUCCUCAAAACGCGUCUGAUCUGCUCUGUGCCGGGGGUCGACGGCGGCGACACCUACUUUGACGAGCUGCGCGACGUAUUCCUGCUGCAGACGAGGGACAGAAAGAAUCCUCUGGUCUACACAGUCUUCUCCACUUCCAGCAGUGUAUUUAAAGGCUCAGCGGUGUGUCUUUACUCCAUGAAUGACAUCCGGAGGGCCUUCCUGGGGCCGUUUGCUCACAAAGAGGGGCCCAACUACCAGUGGGUUCCCUUCCAGGGAAAAGUGCCUUAUCCACGCCCUGGAAUGUGUCCCAGCAAGACCUUUGGCAGCUUCGAGUCCACCAAAGGCUUCCCGGACGACGUGAUCCAGUUCGCGCGCCACCACCCUCUGAUGUACAACCCGGUCUAUCCCAUGACCAGACGGCCCGUCUUCGUCAGGACCAACGUGGACUACAGCUUCACGCAGAUCACAGUGGACAGAGUCAACGCCGCCGACGGGCAGUAUGACGUCAUGUUUAUUGGAACAGACAAAGGAACGGUACUGAAGGUGAUCAACGUUCCCAAGGAGAGUUGGAAGAACAUGGAGGAACUUCUGCUAGAAGAGCUGGAGGUGUUCAAGGAUGCUGCGUCUGUCACCGACAUGCAGAUCUCCUCCAAACGGCAACAACUGUACGUGGGCUCCAACGCGGGCAUCGCCCAGGUGCCCCUCCACCGCUGCAGCGUGUAUGGGAAGGCGUGCGCAGAGUGCUGCCUGGCCAGGGACCCUUACUGCGCCUGGGACGGCACGUCCUGCACCCGCUACCUGCCCAACACCAAGAGACGAUUCCGUCGCCAGGAUGUGAGGAACGGAGACCCCAACACUCUGUGCUCUGGAGACCACCACAAGCACCACGUGGCUGAGAAGAAAGUGUACGGCGUGGAAGGAAGCAGCUCCUUCCUGGAGUGCAUCCCCAAGUCCCUGCAGGCCCGAGUCACCUGGACCUUCCACAGGCAGCGAGAGAAGCCAAGAGAGGAGGUGCGUCUGGACGACCGCAUCCUGCAGACGGACAGAGGGCUUCUGAUUCGGCGCGUCCUAAGAAGGGACAUGGGCGUGUACCAGUGCCACGCCAUGGAACACGGCUUCACCCAAACCAUGCUGGGCAUCACAUUAGACGUCAUCCAGUCCGCCUCCGCCAACCUGCCCUCCGUGGCCCCUUCCCGAGCGGAGCCUCGCAGCUCAGGAACCCCCCAGUCGGUUAACCCCAAGCUUUGGUAUCGGGACUUUAUGCAGCUUGUGGACCAUCCCAACCUCAGCACCGUAGACCAGAUUUGCGAGCAGGUCUGGGCUCGCCGGAAUCCCGCCGGUGAGCAAACGGAAAGGAAAGUCGUCGCUCUGGGGAAGGGCCCGGCCACCCCUGGCCCCUCGGUCCGGCCCUCUAACAAGAAGUGGAAGCACCUUCAGGACUUGAGGAAGGGGAGGAACCGCCGGACCCACGACGGAAAACAGAACCCUCGGACGCCGCGGAGUGCGGGGGAGUAAGUUUGGAGGAUUUCAAAGAACUCAUUCAGGGAGGAUGAUAGAACUCUUGGAGUCGGAGCACCUCCGCCAUUGUGUAUAUUUAUCUACAGACUUCCUUGCAUGUGCUGUCCUACGUUCAUCCUGCACGAUCCUGUCACCGUGUCCUAGUCGAGUGUACGUAUGCGCAGGUACGGUAAAAAAAAAAGACACGCCCCCUUCGGUAGUUUAAAACAACACUCGGAAAGAGCGGACCAGAUCUUCAGUCUGUUGUGACAUUCUUUAGUGUGAACUCUAUGCCACUAAAAAAUCCUGGAUCAACUUCACCCCUAAGGACUGGAGGGCAAGUGGUCCAGAACUUGACUGUCACACAACUGGAAUAAACAACUGGAAUAAAUGUGCGCACACACAAGCAUGCAGAAAGAUGGACUACUUCAUACUCACAAGUCUUUCCUUUGUUGUUGUUUUGUCUUACUGCGUAAAUGUAGCGCUUGCAGCAGGGGACACACUGACAACUUCCUUUUGGCACAAAACCAAAUCCACGACGCAAAGCAGUGGUGUUUGAAGAACAAAUCACAUGUGACUGCUUGAUGUUGUGCCACCAGAUGAAACCACUACAAAAAACUACUGCUUGUUUACGGUUAGUGUGAAAAUGAGGUGUUUAGUGUCGACAUGCAAAAAGCACAAAUAGAUCGCUAGCAUUAGGACCACGCUCAAAAUAAAAGAACAAGUAAUAAAAUGAUGUUACCAAAUUACUCUAGUAUUCAGAGGAAAACAAGUAUUACAAGAACUGUUUUCACCAACUAACACUCUAACACUAACCCUAAUCGCCUAACUUCAACCUACACCCUAACCACAACCCUAACAUCCCGAGUCCUAACCCGGGAUAAACCCUAAACCCGAAUCCUAACCUCCCAAUAACCAAAACUUGACUCUUGCCACAACCUUAACCCACUUCUGACCUUAGUUCAAACCCAAAACACUAACCAUUCCUAAUCCUAACCCCAACCAAAUUCAUGACCCGAACCUCAUUUAUAGCCAAAACCCUAGCCCACAACACCCUAACCCUACAUCUCUAGCCAUAACCCCAGUUAAAACACUAACCAGGACUACUGUAUAAUACAACACUAAUCCUAGCUCUAAACCAGAAUCCCAAUCUCCCAAUAACCAAAACCCAACCCUUGCCAGCAAUCUAACCCACUUCUGAUUCUAGUUCCAAUCCAAAAGUCAAGCACUAACUAUCCUAAUCCCAACUCUAAACCUAACCCAAAUCAUGACCCCUAACCUCAUCCAAAACCAAAGCCCUAGCCCAAAACCGCAAACCCUAGAUUGAACCCCAGAGCGAUAAUCACAACCCUAACAUCUCUAGUCCUAACCCCACUUAAAACCCUAACGAGAACUAUAACACAACACUAAUUUUGGCCAUAAACCCGAAUCCCCAAUAGCCAAAACCAAGUCUUGCUACAAAUCUACUCCAAAUCAUGACCCGACCCUCAUUCAUAGCUAAAACCCUAGCCCAAAACACCCAAACCCAAAUCAUGACCGUAACAAUUUGAGUCCUAACCCCAUUUAAAACCCUAAUACUAAUCCUUGCCCUAAAAUCGAAUCUCCAAUAACCAAAACCCUUCACCUUGCUACCACCCUAACCCAACCUCCAGUAAAAAACCCAAACUCACGUCUAUUUUCUCGGAUGUGUACUUUUCAGCCCGGUGCUGAUUCAAUAUGAACAUUAAAUAUUGGGAACUUUACCUUCCAUGGUUCCUGACAUGGAAAAUGAUACUUCAGAUCACGGUACUGGACUAUAGUACAUUAGCUACAUUAACUGUAAUAUUAUUGUUAUUAUAUUUAUGAGUGUGACUAUGAUUUUAUUGUCAUUUGUAUUCCAAAGCGGUACGACAUGGCCUGGCUCAUGUUCUGAUGUUGUUUGUGAUGAAUAAAAAGUAUGCAAAUGAUUUGUUUGGAACAACAUCGUCACAUAUUUACAUUAGUACACAUUCCAUGUUGUUAGUUUACCUGGUGGUGCAAGCCUGCCCUCUAGCGGCCACUGCUUGUACUGCAAGAUGAUGAUGGCUGAGUUCUAUUCCCCUGCCGACGUACACUGCAGUAAGAGUAUAUUUACAAGCAUGACUGUCAGUAUCAUAAUUGAUGGUAUCACUCCGAUCAUCAUGACAAUAAUUUACUAAUAAUUGUUUUCCUGUAAGUGAAUUGAUGUGAAGGAAGCAUUGGGAGACAUGUUCCUAGUCGUCCUACACACAGAUGACCACAUGGGGGUGCUACAAUCAACAAAAUCACUUCUACUCAGCUCACACGUAUUCAUAUUCAUAUUACAUCAUAGCUGGUCAGAGGAUUAUGAAUAUUCAGACUUUUUCGAGAUCAAUGAGCUUUAAAAAAAAAAAAGAAGAUUUAUGAUUAAUUACCGGCUGCUUGUCCCAAUUAAAACGUUUUUA